CUCAUUCUUUGCAGGGAAACAGCGGAGUUGGCGCUGAUGCGUGCUGGCAUGUGAUCCCACUUUGUCAAAUCAAUCUCCCCCCCAAUGCUGUAGCCUUUCAUUAAACUUUCCAUGCUGUUGACCGUCCAGUGGAAAGCACUGAGCAGGUUUGUCCGGACCGUAUCAGCUCCUGCUACGCCGCCUGCUGCGCUCCGGCUCUCAUCCAUCAUCAGCUCUCCAGGUUCAGAGGGACUCGCACGGCCCGGGGUGCUGGCUCGGCUCUCCCGCACACAUGGAGGGAGACGUUAUGGACAACGUUGAGGCCACGGCGACGGUCCGUGACUUCGACCCCAUCAGUGGGAGCAUCCCGGCAACCAAAGUGGAGAUCACCGUGUCAUGCAGGAACCUCUUGGACCGAGACACUUUCUCCAAAUCUGACCCAUUGGUGGUAUUGUACACCCAGGGUGUGGAGUGCAAACAGUGGAGAGAGUUUGGGAGAACAGAAGUGAUAGACAACACGCUAAACCCAGACUUUGUCAGGAAGUACAUCCUGGACUACUUCUUUGAGGAGAAGCAGAACCUGCGCUUUGACGUAUAUGAUAUUGACUCUAAAAGUCCCGAUCUGGCAAAACAUCCAACCGACUUCAACGACUUCCUGGGACAGGUUCACUGUACUCUGGGAGAGAUCGUGGGCUCACCUGCUAGUCGCCUGGAGAAACCUCUGGGUGGCAUACCAGGGAAAAAAUGCGGGACUAUUAUCUUGUCUGCUGAGGAGCUGGGAAACUGCAGAGAUUAUGCCACCAUGCAAUUCUGUGCCAACAAACUGGAUAAAAAGGACUUCUUUGGAAAGUCAGACCCCUUCAUGGUCUUCUACAGAAGCAAUGAGGAUGGCACGUUCACCAUCUGCCACAAGACCGAAGUGAUGAAGAACACGCUGAACCCUGUGUGGCAGCCCUUCUCCAUCCCUGUCAGAGCACUCUGCAACGGAGACUAUGACAGGACAAUCAAAGUGGAGGUGUAUGACUGGGACAGAGAUGGAAGCCAUGAUUUUAUCGGUGAAUUCACCACCAGCUACAAGGAUCUGUGUCGAGGUCAGACCCAGUUAAACAUCUAUGAGGUGCUGAACGCCAAGAAGAAAAUAAAGAAAAAGAGAUACAUCAACUCUGGGACGGUGUCCUUGUUGUCAUUCAAUGUGGAGUCAGAGCACACCUUCCUGGAUUACAUCAAAGGAGGGACUCAGAUUCACUUCACAGUGGCCAUUGAUUUCACUGCAUCAAAUGGAAAUCCAUCCCAGUCCACUUCACUUCACUACAUGAACCCGUACCAGAUGAAUGCCUAUGCCAUGGCCCUGAAGGCUGUGGGAGAGAUCAUCCAGGACUAUGACAGUGAUAAGAUGUUCCCUGCGCUGGGAUUCGGUGCUAAGCUGCCCCCUGAUGGGAGGGUCUCCCAUGAGUUUCCUUUGAAUGGCAACAUUGAGAAUCCCUACUGUAAUGGCAUGGAGGGGAUCCUCGAUGCUUACCAUCAAAGCCUUAAGACAGUUCAGCUGUAUGGACCCACCAACUUCUCUCCUGUUGUUAAUCAUGUGGCGAGGUAUGCAGCAGCGGUGCAGGAUGGCUCUCAAUACUUUGUACUGCUCAUCAUCACUGAUGGGGUCAUAUCAGACAUGGCUCAGACCAAGGAGGCCAUAGUGAAUGCUGCUAAACUCCCCAUGUCCAUCAUCAUUGUAGGAGUUGGCCAAGCUGAGUUUGAUGCUAUGGUUGAGCUUGAUGGUGAUGACAUCAGGAUUUCCUCCCGGGGGAAGUUGGCAGAGAGAGACAUUGUUCAGUUUGUCCCAUUCAGAGACUACAUGGACCGCACAGGUAACCAUGUGCUAAGCAUGGCACGGCUGGCAAAAGACGUUCUGGCUGAGAUCCCGGACCAGCUGAUCUUAUACAUGAAAAGCAGAGCAAUUAAACCUAACCCUGUCCCACCAGCAUACUCCGUCGACAACCAUGCCCAGACCAACCCCGUGUGAGCCCCACAGACUGCUCUGUGUUGGGGCGAGGCAGGGGGAGGGACUGAUGGGACCCUGCAUCCACACCCAUCAUUUAGGAAAAUGGAAAAAGCUUUGAGGCUAAAUGAAGACAUGGUGAGACUCCAUUUUGUUUCUGGAGCAAUGAGACCACUUAAAGGUGAAUAUGCCGAUGAUCAGGGAGGGUUUUUUCUCUCUGAUUGCUGUAGGAUGAAAGAGCUAAAGGAGCCUGGUGUAGGAGGAGAUUUAGUUGUUCGCUGUCAAACCUGUCAAAGUGGUGAUGUAAUGGAUAGCAAGUGAGCCAGUAGAGAGAGCCUGAUUGAAGGCAUAAAUAUAUUAGAUUGUGCCAGUUUGUAUCAUGUUUGUGAUACCUUUUGGAAUCGGUGUGUGUUGAACUAGGAAAUCAUCAUGUGUAUACUUAUUUAUGCAUUUAUUUAUUUAUUGAAGAAAUAAUUUAU
Messenger RNA from Labrus bergylta (ballan wrasse), 2448 nucleotides. It is a transcript of the gene cpne5a, whose product is annotated as copine Va. The record is from RefSeq and is a predicted model, not a curated record. Gene Ontology annotation, biological process: cellular response to calcium ion. NCBI's taxonomy places the organism in Eukaryota, Metazoa, Chordata, Actinopteri, Labriformes, Labridae. Gene Ontology annotation, molecular function: calcium-dependent phospholipid binding. Gene Ontology annotation, cellular component: plasma membrane.